AUGGCCGAAGCUAUUUCUAACUGGAAAGAGACCACACAGGGCUCACCAGAGAGGGUAGGGAUUUUUGAAAGCGACCCUAUAGGUGAACAGAGGCGCGAGGAAUACUUCAUAUGGAAAAAGAAUGCGCCACUGCUGUACGACUAUAUUCAAACUACAUCUCUGUUGUGGCCCAGUCUUACAGUCCAAUGGUUUCCAGAUUUAGAGGAUAUUGCAGAUACAGAUUACCAGCAACAUCGCUUGUUGCUGGGAUCACAUUCGAGCGGUUUCAGUAAAUGCGAAAGUCUUAAUUUGUACGGACUGAAAACGCUCCGGCAAUCAGCCAAGCUUGUGGAUAUCGCAACAGACUAUGAUCCAAUGAAAAAUGAGUUCAUUGCCAAGCGCAAUGACUGGCAUGCCACCAAAAUGUCGCUGGUACAGAAGAUUCCUCACAGAGGAGAGAUUAAUAGGGCCCGCUACAUGCCGCGGAAUCCAGACUUAAUAGCGACUAUCACCAACAAGGGACAUUUAUAUAUGUUUGAUCGCACCAAGAAACCAAACAACUUUACGGAGGACGAGAUUGACGACAGCGACGACUUUUCUGACAUCAAGCUGGAGUUUCACCAAAGCGAAGGAUGGGGGCUCGACUGGAACAGAUACAAAGAAGGAGAAUUGGCUUCUGGCUCCUCAGACGGUACGAUAGCUUUAUGGGAUGUUACCAAGUUCAAAAAAAAUACUCCUGACAGAAAGUCAGCCCCGACGACUGCCACUGGACUUGAGAUCCAGAAACGCAAAUACAAGACCUCGACUCUUCGGCCGACUAAGACGGCUGCUGCCCAUGAUUACGGAGUCAAUUGUCUAGAAUACCUCUAUUUUCACCAGAAUCUGAUAGGAACGGUGGGGGACGACAAAAAGCUCAAGAUUUUCGAUACCAGGGCUCACAUGAGUUGCGUCAAAGAGGGAACUCUGUCGGACUCUCCGAUCAAUGUGGUAGCAUUCAGUCGAGUCAAUGAGUUUGGCUGUGCCAUAGGAACCGAAACAGGAAACAUCUCUCUCCACGAUCUACGACAUUUAGAGGCUCCGGUGAGAAUAGUCAACAAGUCGCACAAUGGAGCGCUCACUUGCGCGUCUUGGAACCCGGACAAUGGAUCACUACUUGCAACGGGAUCUUCGGAUGGUACUGUCAAACUAUGGGAUUGGUCUUGUGACCCAAGUGAAGAAUUGCGUUUCGUUCAUGGGGGACACAUGCUUGGCGUGAAUGACCUUGACUGGAACCCGCACGAUGCCAAUAUGCUAGUGAGUUGUUCCGACGACAAUUCUGUCCAAGUUUGGAAACCAGCAUCAACUAUUCUGUAA
Molecule: messenger RNA, 1332 nt
Organism: Ogataea angusta
Lineage: Eukaryota; Fungi; Ascomycota; Pichiomycetes; Pichiales; Pichiaceae
Exons: 1
Coding region: 1-1332 (443 amino acids)
Biological process (GO): regulation of gene expression
Cellular component (GO): Rpd3L-Expanded complex; Rpd3L complex; cytoplasm
Molecular function (GO): histone binding
Source: RefSeq, a predicted model, not a curated record